This is a messenger RNA of Monodelphis domestica (gray short-tailed opossum), 1046 nucleotides long. Its product is annotated as olfactory receptor 10AG1-like. NCBI's taxonomy places the organism in Eukaryota, Metazoa, Chordata, Mammalia, Didelphimorphia, Didelphidae. Gene Ontology annotation, biological process: G protein-coupled receptor signaling pathway. Gene Ontology annotation, molecular function: olfactory receptor activity; G protein-coupled receptor activity. The record is from RefSeq and is a predicted model, not a curated record. Gene Ontology annotation, cellular component: membrane.
AUGGAAAUAAACACACAAAAGGAAGCUGAAAUGUGUUUUAGAAAUGAGAAGUGUGUUCAAAAAAAUAAAAAGAAAGAAAGAAAAGAAAUGGCAGAAAUAAAUAACACCAAUGGAGUGGAAUUUGUUUUUGUGGGAUUUUCUGACUUUCCCAAUAUCCAAGGGUUUUUAUUUGGGAUUUUCUUAGUCAUUUAUAUAAGUAUCCUUAUGGGUAAUGGCUUUAUUAUUGUUAUAAGUAAGGUAGAUCUAUCUCUCCAAACACCCAUGUACUUUUUCCUGGGACAUUUUUCAUUUUUGGAAAUAUGUUAUACAUCAGUCACUCUUCCCAGAAUGCUGACCGACCUUUGGAGCCAGAAGAAAAAUAUUUCUCUGUUGGGUUGUGCUACACAACUUUGCUUCUUUCUUAUUCUGGGUGUCACUGAGUGCUUACUCCUGGCUUCAAUGGCCUAUGACCGUUAUGUGGCCAUCUGUAAGCCACUCUACUAUUCUCUCAUCAUGAACUACAAGUCUUGUGUUCAGCUUGUUGUUGGCUCCUGGAUCAGUGGGAUCCCACUCCAAAUAGGGCAGACAUACCAGGUAUUCUCUUUGUCCUUCUGUGGUUCACACAGACUUAAUCAUGUUUUCUGUGACAUACCUCCAUUAUUGGAGUCAGCAUGUGGGGACACCUCUUUGACUGACUCUUUUGUCUAUGUUGAUAUUAUCUUCUUUGCUUUGAUUCCAUUUCUUCUGAUACUUGGAUCCUAUUUCCGAAUCCUCACCACCAUCCAGAAGCUGCCAUCAGUCACAGGGAGAUCCAAAGCCUUAUCUACUUGUUCUUCUCACCUUAUUGUUGUGUGCUUAUUUUUUGGUUCUGGUAUCAUUGCACAUUUUCAAACAAAGUCCAGUAAAACAGCAGGAACAGGAAAAAUCUUUUCUCUUUUUUAUACUACUGUAACACCAUUGUUUAAUCCUUUAAUAUACAGCCUCAGAAAUAAAGAUGUCAUUGUAGCGAUUCAGAAAUUGUUAUCUAAAGAAGGAGGUCUGAGAACCAAAUAGAAAAACUCACUGUC